Penicillium manginii is the source of this 591-nucleotide messenger RNA. RefSeq lists its product as uncharacterized. The record is from RefSeq and is a predicted model, not a curated record. Bases 1 to 591 code for a protein of 196 amino acids. Lineage: Eukaryota; Fungi; Ascomycota; Eurotiomycetes; Eurotiales; Aspergillaceae. The transcript has a single exon.
AUGAAGACAUUUACCGCAACCCUCCUCUUUGGCCUUGCCGGCAUCGCAUUGGCCCGCACUGAUCUCGCUGGCUGCACCUCGUCGCAAACCACCAACCAGUGGCACGAAGCCAGCAUGAUCUGGUGGGUGCCCGAGAGCGGCGAAAUUUGCGAGUUUGUCGACUGUGGUGGUGGUCGCGCUCCUCCUAAGACUACCCAGCCUGGUUGCCCUCUUUACUCCGGUACUGCGACACUCACCCCCAACUACAUGCCUGGAUGGGGCCCCAAUGGCAAGAUCGCCGCGUCGACUACAACAGUUGCCCAAACCACCUCUUCUUCUUCCUCUUCCUCUUCCUCUUCCUCCGAGGACAAGACAACCGGUGACUCAACCGAGUCUGCUACCACUACAACCGACUCUAUGGUCACCCCUGCGCCGACUUCUUCCCCUGUCGUUUCUAUGACUACUGCGACCUCGUCUAUCUCGAAAUCUGGAAACGCCACCUCCUCCGCCGCAACCUCAACCAAGACAGGAAAUGCUGCCGGAGCAUUGUCCGUCAAUGUGGGAGGUAUUAUGGUCAUUGCUGCUGCUGUCAUGGGUGGAAUGGCAUUGUAA